AGUGCAUGUCAAGUUCAAAGGUGGAAAUAAGAGCUCUUUCAUUGCACGCAAACAACAGUAUACACUAACAAUACAUUCCAUGAACUAUGGAAGUUGGAAAUACCCGUUGAAUUACAUCUUUAGAAAAAAAAUACCUUGAACAGUCUCUGUUUUAUUUCGGUUUCGAUUUUAAUCUUAUUUGAGCUUGUGUUAGAAACAACAUGGCUGCCCGUGGCGAAUUUGCUCCCAGUGAUUUCACUAUGGAUAUUCACAUCACGCUUUCCAAGGCAAAACCGAGUAACGACGAAGCACUGCUGAUGAAAACGGAGCGGGAGAAGUUUGUGCGUGCUGCAUGCGCAGCCUUCAACUCAAAACAACGAGAAGUUCUGAAACUGAGAAAUGAUACCAGGGGUGUGGCACAGGAACGCAUUGACCAAUGGAGGGAAGGCACUUGGGGAGAACUCUGUAAGAGACUCAAGCCUCCUCAGUGGCAGAAGUGUCUCGAUUUCAGUUGUCCCUCCUCGGAGUACUUGUAUUAUUAUACCAAACCAACUUCACAACCGACCACUUUGAGUUAUAACAUCAGAAUACCAACAGACACGAGUACAGAGCUUGUGGAAGGCUACCACCAGGUGAUGACGAUCUUGUCGAGGGGGGACGGAGGAGCGGCCACCGGUCGCCCAUACUUUGAUUUCGAUGAACACUUACCUCAAGUCGAGAGCCCAGAGUUGCCAGAAGUUGCAUCUAAUGACGAUCGAUGUCAUAUCAUUGGACUUUUAAAACUCAAAUUGGGUGACACCUUCAACACACCGGAGUCUAAGACAGUCCAGUUUAAGAAGUUGAAAGACGGAAAGGCGCUGGCUGCUAACAUUGAAAAACAUGCAUCAGACUACAUGGGUGCAUUCGCAAACCACGAGGGAGGUUGGAUAAUCGUGGGUAUUGAAGACACCAAUUGUAAAGUGAUUGGUCAGGAGGUUUCUGAAGAAACAAAAUCUAAGAUUAUAAGUCAUCUUGACAAAUGUAUCAAACGGAAAAUCUGGGGGAGUAAGCAGGAGGUUCCAACACGAGGGAAGCACUGGGACAUCUUCUUUCAGACCUUGGGAGAAGAGAAGUAUCUUGUUGAGAUUCGAGUGAAUCCUUUCUAUGGAGGGGUAUUUCAGAAAAAGCCUGAAUCUUAUAUUUUCGAGGUUAAUGAAGAUGGAGAAAAGGUGGUUGAGGAAAUGAAGUUUGGAGUUUGGAUAGAGGCAACGAUGCGGGAGAAAUUAGCUGAGGAACGAUGCAGUUACGAGAUGCAACAGAAGUUUGAAAAGCUGAGUACUUACACAGCCGGUGGCUGCCAAGUGUUUGCUCUAAAAAACUCCCACAGAGACAUUCAAGAAAGAAUGUUUACAAUAAAGAAAGGUCUACACAUUUGGCCAGAGACUUACAACAGUCUGGUGCAUAACACGGCUGCUCCAUUUCUCCAAAACGUCAUCCAAGCUUUGAAGGACAGGUUUACGACCACUAAGGGAGUAUGUGUUGUUUCUCAGUGUAUACUCUCUGACAUAGGCAUUCGAAGACCUACAACGGCUGCAGGUGUAAAAUGUGAUGUUUUAGUCUUCACUGAAACUGAUGUUCCAUUUAUAAUAAGCUUAGGGUCAUCAGAGGAUGGGGAGCGAUAUUGUAGAAGAGCAGCAGCAGAGCUUGAUAAUCUUCUAACUAAACACAGCGGAGAAGGUCGGUUCUUCACGAAGAGCUGCUGGUGUGACCUCUCAACAGAUCAAGACUGUAUUCCAGGCCUCAUUGAGAGUCUCCUCUGUUACCAUCCUGCAGACAAACCAGCCAGCUACCACCAGAUGCAUCUCCAGAAACUACAAGUAUUAGUCAGUGGCCUUGUCAUCGCCAUAGCAGCAUUCACACCCGAGACUUACUUAUACAUGAACGACUUGAUGGGAGUCCAGGUAAUGAACCUCUUGACUCCAUCUCAGCUCUUGGCUCUGAAGACGUGUCAGGAGGUCCCCUAUGUCUGCAUCCAGGGCUACCCAGGGACCGGGAAGACGGUAGUUGGCAUUGAGAGAGCCAAGCAGCUACGUCUGGAUGGAGCUGAGGUUGAAGAGGUCUUGUAUAUCCCAUCAAAUGUACAGAUGGCAAAAUAUGUAAGAGAAUUGACGUUUCCAAAGAACUCAUCUCUACAUGGGAGUAAAAUUUGUCUCUCGGAGGCAUUUAAGAACAUCAUCAGGAAGUUGCAAGAUGGGACGAUGCCUCAGACAGUCAAAUACCUAAUUUUGGAUGACACACAAAACUUACUCAGUAGGAGAAAUGUUCCAGCAACAAACUUAGAGGAAGAUAUUAAGAAUUUCACACCGGAUAUGAAACGUCUUGCCGUGAGGAAGACAGAACUGAUGGGGCUAUUGAGACUUGAGAACCAUCAUGUAGACUGGUUGAGAUGUGUUUGCAUCUGGGUUUGCACAAAGCAAGACUCUAAGAUUGUGAUCAUAUGCGACGAAUCACAGAGCCUUGAGAAAGAACAUUACUACAAAACAUUACAAGAAUUCAUCAAGGAAUCAAAUGGUUCAACAGUGACGUUGAAUGUCGUCAUAAGAAACUCUGAAGAAAUUACCAAGUUCUUUCAGCAUUUCGUCUCCACAGAGGCCUACGGUGAACUCCCAACAACAGCCCAUGACUUCAAGGGUAAACCACCUGUUCUAAGACCAACUUUGUUGUCAACAGAAUCACUGCACAAGACCAUCAACAAAUUUAUCUCUAUGGGAUACAGUCCAAAUGAGAUUUCCCUUAUUCGUCAUGAUAAAAGCGACGACAGAGCUGCACCAGACAGGUGUAUGACAACACCACAGCAAAAAGAGUGCAUGACUCUGUACCGAGAUAUAAACCAACAGUUGAUAGAGAUGGGUAUAGGAGACAAUGGCAUACCACACCCACAAGUCCUCCAUGCUGUACUCUUUUUUUGCCUUCUCACACAAGAAUUACUAGUAAGCCAAGAUGGUGAUCAAGAUGCUACAUUUAAAAUCAGCCUCGCAUCAUCUUGCUUUGCGAGAGGAGAGCACGCAGUGACUCCUCCAAUCUUCUUGCAACAUCUUCUUGGUGAUAGAAGUAGAUAUGAUGCCCCUGUCAGGGAUGCUGUGGUGUGUCUUUUAGAAAAGAAAUGGCAGUAUCUUUGUACACUUUACAAGACGUUUAUAAGUCAAGAUCAUCCCCUCUCGACUGACGAAGAUCUGUUGGAGGAGAGAAAAGUUUCCCUUCUCGGGUAUGGGACACAGAAGCUAACAAAUCUUCAGAAGUUGUAUGUUAUUUCUGAGUUUCUUUUAGGUCCUGUUACAAUUCCAGAACACGUCUUUCGCAUAGUUGAUGUCCAGCAUGCAGGUUUCUACAGCUUGAUCCUUUUUCACAUUCUCCCAAAUGUUCAUGCCAUACAAGGCACACACGAAGUCCCUGCGCGUGGCCAAUGUAUACGUAUUGAGAGUUUAGAAGGUUUUGCAGGGCGGGAGAACCAAGUGGUGAUUGGCUUAAUGCCAAAUGAAGAUAUACUGAAGAGAUACAGAUAUGCAAAUUAUAUAGCAGCCUUGGUAUCUAGGGCCAGAACCAAGUGUGAAAUCUUGAGUUUUGACAUUUGUUUAUUCAUAACCGAGAUGAAACGUGAUAAGAUAAAAUUGAAAAUGAUCGAAACAUACUUCGAGGAUGAUGAAGACGGCUCCUCUGAAGAUGACAAACUCCUGGCCAUGAUGGGUUUGAUCUAAUCAGAUGGAGUCUGAACUGCUCAGCCAAAAUCAUAACCAUGCUUAAUAUUAAACCUUCUCUGAGAUUACCCGAGUUUGAUGGAUUCAGUGUGUAAGGGGAAAGUGGAACCAUACAUGUAGCCCUGUGCAAUUUCAUAGAGCUGC
Messenger RNA from Asterias rubens (European starfish), 3857 nucleotides. RefSeq names its product schlafen family member 13-like. The record is from RefSeq and is a predicted model, not a curated record. The coding region runs from base 201 to 3713 and encodes 1170 amino acids. NCBI's taxonomy places the organism in Eukaryota, Metazoa, Echinodermata, Asteroidea, Forcipulatida, Asteriidae. The transcript is spliced from 4 exons.